Molecule: messenger RNA, 1307 nt
Organism: Bursaphelenchus xylophilus (pine wood nematode)
Lineage: Eukaryota; Metazoa; Nematoda; Chromadorea; Rhabditida; Aphelenchoididae
Source: the annotation of a GenBank genome assembly
AUGGCUGAACCCUCAAAGGCCGUCCAGGCCGAGUUGGCCGACAGUUUGCGAACGUUCGCCUUUAUCGGCACCACACUUUCGACGGUUUCGCUGAUGAUGGCGAUUAUUAGCGUGCCGAUGGCGUACAAUCAUGUACAAUACUACCAGACGAUGAUGCUGGAAGAGGUGGAUUUUUGCAAGUACCGGUCCGCCAAUAUAUGGAAAGAGGUGGUUAGAACGGAAGUGAGUUUAUUUUGCUUUUUUCAUGGGAAUUUUGAUAGUUUUUUUCGGGCUUAGCGAAGCUGCAAAGGUUAUUUGUUAUCUAUCCAACAUUUUUUUUGGCUUUUGAUACCUUAUUACGGUGACUAACUACCGUAGACCUUUUAUACUGUAAUUACUUGAGAAGCCUAUACACUUCAAUUUAAUCCCUUUUACAGGCCUUUGCCAUGUUUGUCCCUCGCCAAACCCGAGCAGUUCGAGGCCGAGUAACUCCAAAUCAUCGAGUCAUGCAUCGUCAAGUUGCGAUGGGACCUAACCGUCGGCGGCAAGCCGGCUACAAUCAAGGCGGAGGCGCUGCGGCCUACGGCGGUGGCGGUGGGGCAGCGGCACCUCGACGUGGCGGAGGCGGUGGUGGUGGUGGAUAUGGUGGCCAAGCAGCGAGUCCAGCGCCUAGCCAUGGCGGUGGAUAUGGCGGGCAGACGGCCGCUCCAGCUCCCAGUAGUGGUGGAUGUUGUGGAUGCGGUGUCUCACCGCCAGGACCACCAGGACCUCCAGGACCGGAUGGAAACCCCGGAAACGACGGAGCCCCAGGACCGGCGGGACAUCCCGGACAAGAUGGACCUCCACCAGUGCCAGCUGUUGACUACGGAGAACCUUGCUUCGACUGCCCACCCGGUAAUCCAGGUCCUCCAGGAAAUGCGGGUCAACCUGGUCAGCCAGGGCAUGCUGGAGCUCCAGGAGAAGCCUUCUACGGUGAUGUCCUUGGUACACCUGGUCCACCAGGACCUCCUGGCCCUCCUGGAUUCCCCGGAGGAGAUGGACAGCCCGGCCAGCCAGGACCACCGGGACAACUGCACGAGGGACCGCCAGUUUUGGGACCACCAGGACCACCUGGCCCACCAGGGCAACCCGGUCCUCUCGGACCUCCCGGAGACACUGGAAUCGCUGAAAGUUAUUCUAGCGGACCUCCAGGCCCACCCGGAGACGCAGGCCAACCGGGACGACCCGGACAGCCCGGCCCACCCGGAAAUCCUGGUCCAUUGGGACCAAAUGGAAACCAAGGAUCGUGCGACCACUGCCCUAACCCAAGAACACCUCCAGGAUACUAA